Vicugna pacos (alpaca) is the source of this 8075-nucleotide messenger RNA. Lineage: Eukaryota; Metazoa; Chordata; Mammalia; Artiodactyla; Camelidae. The record is from RefSeq and is a predicted model, not a curated record.
UGACGGGGGCUCAGCGAUGGCCGACCCGCAGGCGCACAAACGGCUGUUGGGAGGCUGAUGUGCGGCGGCUGCCGCGGCUCUCUCAGACUGAGCCGCGGUUCGUGAGUCCAGCUUCCCGGUUCUCGGAACCUUCAUAUUUAAAGUACUACACAAAAAUGAAAAGAAAGGUGGUGAAUGCUGGUAAGCUGAGAUUGAGUCCUAAUGAGGAAGCCUCCAUUUUAAAGGAAGAUUAUGAAAGAAGAAGAAAAUUAAGAUUGCUACAAGUUCGAGAACAAGAAAGGGAUAUUGCUUUACAGAUAAGAGAAGAUAUAAAACAGAGAAGAAACCAGCAAUUCACUCGUUUGGCAGAGGCGCUAAGGACAGAAUGGGAGGAAUCACAAACUCAGAAAAUAAAGAACUUGGAAAAACUAUAUUUGGCAAGUUUAAGAAAUAUGGGAGAGGGACACCAACAAGCCAAAGAAAAUGAAGCUGAUUUGAAUGCUCUGGCACACCGUGCAGCAGAAAGGAAAAAAAAAGCGGAAGUGAGACAUAAAGAGGCCCUGAAAGUACAGAAAAAUCAAAAAGAAAUGUUAAUGAAGCAAAAAACCUGGCAUAUAAAAGCUCGAAAAGAAGCACUGCUUGUGGAAAAAGAGAGAUCUGCCAAAAUUACAAGUCUGCCACCUCCUCCUCCAACUCUUUUUGAGAACAUUGACGUAAAGAGAACUUCUAAGGUGAAAACCAGUAGUUCUACAUACCAUCAUCUUUAUACUUUUGUGAAUAGAGAGGUGGACACAGAGCAGCCAGAUCCUCAUUUGGCUGCUGAAGAAGAAGCUAAAAGAUUGGAAGGACUACAGAAACAAGCAGCACAGGAGAAGGUGGAGCGGUGUGAGAAGGCACAUGUGCGGGGCUUCCAAGCAAUGAAAAAGAUCCGUUUGGCUCAAAAUCAAGAGAAGCUAAUGAAAGAACUCCAUCAGCUACAGCAAGAGGAUCUAGCACGCAGGAGACAGACUGUAGCACGGAUGCCACCACAACUAGUUGAACUGCCAUACAAACGCAGUGAAAUGAAAGAAGAUUGGCAGAGAGAGCUGGAAUUUGCCUUUGAAGACAUGUAUAAUGCAGACAGGAAGGUGAAAGGAAACCUGAUUUUGCACCUUGAACCAGAGCCUUUGCCGACUGUGACUGAUCAGACCCAAGAUGAAGAACUGGACCUUUCAAUGGAACAAGAAAGUUUAGGAGAGACUGAAAACAUUCCAGUGACAGAAGCUAAAGCAAUAUAUUCUGGUGAAGCAGACAUUCCUUUGUCAGUGAAGACCCACCAGAUUCCUUCAAAACUUCUUUUUAAAAAAUUAUUAAAUAAGAUUCGAAGUCAAAAAUCUCUCUGGACAAUUCAAUCUGUGUCUGAGGAUGAAAGUGAAAUGAUUACAACUGUUAGUGAAACUGAAAGUAAAGCAGUGACAUUGGAAUCAGGAGCAACUGUGAGCGAAGACCGAACAUUAUCCUCUGAGCAGGAACAAGUUGUUGAAAGUGACACCCUAACAGUUGACUCUGGACCACUUACUAGUGAAGAUAAACCACUUUCAUACAUUGCAGACUCUGAAAAGAAACAAGAAAUGAACAAGACUCAGCCUAUCACAGCUGUAGCUCAGAGUUCUGUUCUGCUUCAUCCUCACGAAGAAGCAGCCAGAAUUAGAAUGGCAGCAAGGCAGAAACAGAUAAUGGAAAUAGAAGAACAGAAGCAAAAGCAGUUGGAAUUACUUGAACAAAUUGAACAACAGAAGUUAAGAUUAGAAACUGAUUGCUUCAGGGCUCAGCUGGAAGAAGAAAAGAGAAAAAAAACUCUGCAGACUGGGGUUGGCACUGCUCCAGCAUCAGGCACUGUAAUUUCUGAUGAAGAUAGUCAUAGGCAGAUGAUUCGUAACUAUCAACAACAGCUGUUACAGCAAAACAGGCUUCACAGACAGUCUGUUGAAACAGCCCGGAAACGAUUACUGGAAUAUCAGACUAUGUUAAGAGAAAAGUACCCAUCCAUGUCGGCUACGCCACUGGUAUCUGAUUCUGUUGCAUCAGUACCACCACAGGAAUCUGAACAACCUGCUGUUAUAUCAGAGCAUCAGGAUCAAGGUCAGAGACCCAAGUUAAGUCCUGACAAACAUCAACCUGUGCAGCCUAUGCAGAUGUCCAAAUCAGAGCAAGAUUCUCAGGUUCCAAGACAAAAGUGCUUUCCACAGAGACAGGUAGAAACAACAGGAACAUUAAUCACUUUAGAUGUUUUGGCCAAGCAAGCUUUGGAACCACAAGAGCAGCUAAAGCAACUCUCACAGUCUGAAGCACAACAGAGAGACUAUAAAUUGGUCCCUAAAGACUCUCAUACACUUUCAAGAGCUUUGUCACAUGAUAAGCCACUGACAUUACAAGAUGCUAGAGAACGAGCUGAAACAUCUAGGGCAACAGCUUUUCCAACUUCAGACUCCCAGCAAGCGUCAGAGGACAGUGAAAGUGUAUCUUCUAAGCUAAUCGAACCUUCUUUAUUCCUACCAUUGGUACCUGAGCGUUCUUUUAGUUGUCUGCCUACUAAAGUUGAGUCUGGAGACAUCCAGGAACCCUUCUCAGCUAUGAGCAAAAGUAUAGCUUCUGUAAACCAUCAUGUAGUUGGCCAAAUGCAGGAAAAGUUUUUGCCGUCUUCAGAGACUAUCACAGCCCAACAAGAUAAUUUGAAGGCCCUCCAAGAACAGUUAGACCUACAGAAGGAAGUUCUUCGAUCAAGACAGGCAACUCAGGAGCAAUUGCUUUUGUGCAAACAGAAAGAAUUGGAAGGGCAAACUGGCCUCUCUGUAUUCCUUCCAUUGGUACCUCUGGAUUCGUUUGCUUCACUGCCUUUUGCCAAAGCUGAAUCAGGGAGAAUCCAGGAAUCUUCUCCAACCAAGAAUGAGACUGCAGGUUCCUCAGGCCAUCCAGGGGCGCUACAAGUUCCAGCUAGGCUUUUGAGUUUUUCACAGCCUAUCCUGUCACAGCAAGAUAAUUUUAAGUUUCUCCAAGAGCAGUUAAAUAUUCAGAGGGACAGCCUUCAGGCUAGGCGGGAAGCCCAGGAAGUAUUACGUGUACGUAAACAGAGUGAAUUGGAUGGGAGAGUAUGGGCUCAGCAGAGUGAGUCCCCUUCUCUCCCAUCUCAGGUAGCUCAGCGUACAUUUACUUCGAUGCCUUCUGCUGGUACUCAGUCUCAAAAAAUCCAGGAGCAAUAUUCAGCUAAGAGUGAGAAGGGACUUCUCUCGAGCCAAUCUGAAAUCCCCAAAUCUCAUGAUGGAUCUUCGAGUUUCCUACAGCAGUUCCUGCCUUUGCAUGAUAGUUUGAAGUUGCUCCAGGAGCAGCUGACGACACAGAGGGAUGCUCUUCAGGCGAGGCAUGGAGCCCAGGCAGAAUUACUUCUACGUAGACAGAGGAAUUCGGGAGCCUCGAAGUCUGUGCAGAUGAGUUCUUCAUUCCCACCAACAGUCGCUCACCGUUCAGUUGCUUCACAAGCUUCUAAAACUGGGCCUGGAAGAAUUCAGAACUUUUAUUUCUCUGAGGAGAGUGUUAUUCCCUCAAGUCAUUUGGUAAUGCCAACAUUUCAGGAUGCGUCUCUUCGUUUUCCACAGUGCAGCCUUCCACAGCAACAAAAUUUAACAACACUCCAAGGUCAGUCACACAUUCAGUGGGUAACACUUGGUGCUAAACCAGAAACUCAGGAAAUUGUGCACAAACAAAAUGAAUUAGGAAAAAAAACCUCUUCUGGACAGACUGGUACUUCUUUAUCCCUGUCUCAGGGAGCUGAAUCUGAAAGAUUCCAGGAAUUUAUGUCACUCAAGAGUGACAGUCCAGUUCCGUUAAGCCAUUCAAAGAUCCCAAGAUUUCAAGAAAGACUUCUGGGACUUUCACAGCAUGUACAAACCCCGCGAGAUGACUUGGAGGGACACCAAGGAAGGUUAGACCCGGAAGAGGAGGCCCUUCAUCUUAGCCAGGAAACCCAAGGAAACGUGUCUUCUGAACAAGCUGGCCUGUCGUUCGUACCUUGGUUAGGACAGCUUUCAUCGGCUUCAUUGCCUUCUGCUGAGUCUCUUACCGCCCAGGAACCUCUUUCAGUAGAGAGUGAUGGUAGCCAUUUUCAGAUCCCGCAAUUGCAGGACAGGCUUUUGAAGAUAACACAACUCAUUCAUCCUCAACAAGAUAAUCUGAGGGCACUUCAAGAACGAUUGGCUACACAGAGGGAAGCCAUCAUUCAGUCUAGACAGGAAGCUCAGGGAGAGUCACUUCUGCGUGAACAGAGUGAGUGGAAGGGAAGAGCAUCCCCUGAGCAGGCUGGCACCCCUUCCUUCCUAGUGCAGCAUCCUUUUAGUCCGCUACCUCUUAGAGAAUCUGGGAGAAUCCAAGAACCUUGUUCGACUAAGAGUGAUAAUGUAGUCUCGGGGCGCUCUGAGGUACUACGGUCGCCUGGUGGGCUUACAGGUUUACCAGAGCCCGUUGCACCUGAGCAGGAUUAUCCGAUUACCUUUCCACAAGAACACUUGUACGCACAGACAAAUUCCCUUCCAUCUAUUGAGAAAACCCAGAAAGAAAUGGUUUUGCCCAGACAAUAUAAAUUUGAGGACAAGUCAUCUGAGCAUUUUAUCCAGCCUCACCAUGGUGAUUUGAAGGCACGGCAGCAGCAGUUAGAUACACAAAACGAAGUCCGAGAAGAACUGCUUUUGCAAAGAAUAAGUGAAUUGGAGAAAGGGGUAUCCUCUGAGCAGACCAGCACCCCUUCAUCCUUAUCUGAGACAGCACUGCCUGUUGCUGACUCUGAAAGAACCCGAAAGGCUUCUCCAACCAGAAGUGGCAGCACUGUUCCCUCAAGUCACCCUGGGAUUCCAGGGUCUCAGGACAGGCUUUUGAGUUUCUCCCAGGCUGUUCUGUCUCAGCAAGAUCAUGUGUCAGCACAGUUGGGUGCACAGAGGGAAAUGCUGCGUUUUACUGAAAAAGCCCAGGAAGAAUUGCUUUUAAACAGACAGACAAAGCCGAUUGAAAGUGAGUCUUCAGAGCACGCUGUUCCCUCUUUGUUUCUACCCAUGGAAAGAGAGCAUUCAUUUAUUCCACUGCCUUUUGCUGAGGUACAGUCUAAAAACAUCGAUGAAUUGUAUUCAGCCAAGAAUGAACAUGCAGCUCCCUCAAGCGUUUCUAUGAGCCCAAGACUUCAAGAUAGAUUUUUGAGUUUUUCACAGCCUGUCUUAGCUCAGCAAGAUAAUUUGGGACUUCAGAAGCAGCUGGACCUACAAAGAGAAGUUCUGCAUUAUAGUCAGAAAGCCCGAAAAGAAUUGCUUGUACAGAGACAAGCAGCAUUACAGCAGCAGAUACAGAAACAUCAAGAGACUUUGAAGGAUUUCCUUAAAAACAGUCAGACAAGUAAGCCCACAGUUGAAAAUAAUUUUGAAACCCAGAAGCUCAAAGAAUGGCUUCCUCAUCUCCAAGAUCUAGCAAAAGAUGAUCAGGAAAACAUCAGUCCUGCAGAUAGGAGCAGCUGUGAUGAGAAUCAGCUCCUUUCUGAAGAUAGUAAAGCCAAGCAAAGUGGUGAGCAUCUGGAUAAAGAAGUGGGUAGGAGACCCUCAAAGCCACCUGUAGCAAAAGUUAAAUGUGGAUUGGAUUUGACCCCACAUGAACUUAGUGCUAUACAAGAGGUAGAAUCACCAGCAAGUGGCAGAACUUCUAUGCUAGGUAAAUCAGAGUUUUAUCAAGACAGGGACCCCCUGAGGGUCUCAAUAAGUCGAGAACAAAGUUUUCUUGGGAGCCCCCUGGACCGUGAUCCACGUGGUCACCUUCACCCAGUUGCCCAGGAGAACAUCCGUGAUGCCGACUCUGCUGAAGCAGUCAAAGUCGAGGAGGCUGUGGCUGAGAAUCAUGCAGUAUUAAGCCACGCUGUGGAGAAGGAAGAGCAUCCAUAUCUGGGUCCAAGUGUGAAGCCAGAUGAGAAGGCUGAAACACAAGAAGUUUAUCAUGAGCCAUUAUCUUCAGUAACAGUUUCUACUGGGAGUAUUUUAAGUUAUGAAAACACAGAUUUGAGCCUUACAGAUCGAGAGUCAUUUUCAGAGCACGUGGACCAUAGGGAACAAGAAUCUCCUGCCGGCAAAGAAGAGGAAACAAACGUUUUCACUUCUUUAGCUCCUUCAACACAAGUUACUUACCAAAGGCAGGACUCUCGGGACGUCCAUAAACCUCUGUUACCUGCAGUGGAAACAUUUACAUCUGGUCAAACACACAUUCAGCAGAUGAUAGACAAGUAUAUAAACGAAGCAAAUUUGAUGGCUGAAAAAGCAGACUUGCGGGGUGACUUUGACUUUCCAGAACUAGAACGCAGUUUUCCAAAUUUGCAUCGUCAGCUGUUUAAACCCUUAGAACCACAUCCAGAUUUUGAUUUGUCAUCAUUCUCUGGGAUUUUUCAAGACAGUAAAGACUUUUACCAGAGGUCAGAUUCUUCAUGUGAAAGCCUCCACGCCGCCCUGUCACCCAGAAGUACAGCUUCUUCUACAGCACUGAGGAGGACCAGCCUGCACUCCUCUCUCAGCACCAGCCUGAACCAGCAGCCUGGCCCUAACGUGGCUCAUGCUGCAGCUCAGAGUUUUGCUGCAGAAGAUACUGAAGGGUCUGAACAGUCUUUUCAAGAGCUUCUGCCAGAAUUUUCUUCACAGGAAGGGAGCCAGCAUGCUGAUCUACCAAGUAUUUUUAGCAUUGAAGCCAGAGACUCUUUCCAAGGCGUGGAAAGUCAGAACUACUCUGAACAGAAUGAAGAAUCACAAAACAAACAAAAAAGUGUUCAUUUCCAGCUCUCCGUAGGAAAUUUGCAAAGUUCAGCCUUCAGUUCAUCUGGUGAGGCUCAUGUAUUUCAUCAGUUAAAUCUACAGCAUAGCACUCCAUGUGGUUCUGCCUCCAGCGAAUGCUCAAUAAAAGACCAACUGGAAGGCAGAAAAGACAGACUGGGCUUUGAAGAACUGUCAGGGAGAGGGGUUGACACAGUGUUACGAGGUCAAGGAUUCACUGAAGAUGAUAAAAAUAAAACCUGUGGAGUUGUAAAUAUAAAUCCUCAAGUAGAGGAAAUUGACUCUCAAUUGUGUGCAACAACAGUGGAGAUGGGAACUUCAAUUCAGACACCAUAUUCACUGACUGUCCCAAAUGAAAGAUGUCUUGAGAAGUCAACUAAAGCAGAAGCUCCAAGAAUCACAGGAAACCUGUCUCAACUAGCACAGUCAGAACUCUUUGUCAGUUCUGGGUCAUUUUCAUUACAGAGCUCUAUUCCAGUCUGGGAGACAGAAUCUGGCCAUGGUAUAAUGGAAGAACCAGAUCUUACACUGAUAAGCACCAGUGAUAUCAGUAUUGCUGAAACAGAUUUUGCAAACUUAACCCUAGAAGAAAAGAGAGAAAAUGAGGCAAAGAGCUGUUUUCAGGUGAGUGAAUUUCUGCCUCUUGUAUCAGAAACAGAAAAUUCAGAUUAUCCAGCUGUAUCAGAACAUCCUGUGGAGAAGCCAACUGUGUCUGCAGAAACCCUACUGAACUUUCCAGCUACAUCAGAGACCUUACAAGAAGCAUUUGUAAAAAGAAAAAAAUCAUUUAUAGAGAGAUCCUCCCAGAGACAGAAAGAAAUAAGGAAUAAAAUUCGUGUCUCUGAAAAUUCUCAAGCCAAAAUAAUUAAAGAGAAACCUACAGGCUCAUUUCAGCUGAAGGGUGUGAAUAAAGUUAGAGUGUCUCUUCCUGAAGACAGAAAGACUGCACAAGCCCAUAUGCACCAGAGGGCUCUAAGAUUAUACCGUCAGUUAGCUGAAGUGAAACAGCAAAAGGAAGAGAAAGCAAAGCAAGAAGCAUAUGCCCAAAACAGAGCAAGGGCCAAAGAAUUUCAUAAGGUGAGCAGCACCCCCAGCCCACCCAACUCUUCAUGUCUGAGACACAUCACCACAGUAACUGAUCUUUUUGUUCCCUCCACAGAGAACACUAGAGAAACUUCGAGCCAAAAAUACACACUGACUUUUUCUACAAAAAGUGUAAAGAGUUUUUUUUAUUGGGUAACAUAAUUUAAGUCAAUAAACUUUUUAAGAAUUUAA